Molecule: messenger RNA, 1863 nt
Organism: Hevea brasiliensis (rubber tree)
Lineage: Eukaryota; Viridiplantae; Streptophyta; Magnoliopsida; Malpighiales; Euphorbiaceae
Biological process (GO): attachment of GPI anchor to protein; protein localization to cell surface
Cellular component (GO): membrane; GPI-anchor transamidase complex
Source: RefSeq, a predicted model, not a curated record
CCCGUGUCGCGUCGUGUCUGGUCUAUGGUGUCUGUUUCCAUUCCAGAGCUUCGGCAGCCCAAAAAUGCAGACGAGGGAGGAAAGCAAGCACCAGAGAAAGAUAAAGAGGGGAGGAUUUUGGAGAUGGGUGAUAGCCUCAGUAUUCUUCAGGCUUAUUCUCAUUUAUUUCCCUCAUAAUCUCUUUUUGUCCUUUCGACCAGAAGUCUCCACUCCUGUCACCAGCCUCCGUCGCUUGGCUGAGGGUUACUGGUUGAAGCAAGCCUCUAUGUCUCCGUAUGCAGGAUCUAUGUAUCACGGUUCUCCAUUGUUACCCUCGGUACUUGGGUCACUCACUGUUAAAAGAAUUGAAGGGCACCCGGAUCAUGUGUUUUGCAGGCUUAUGAAGUGCAAUAUUGAUGUUGCCUCCAGAUAUACUUGCUCAGGAGAUUUUGCUGCUCUUGUGUACUUUUGGAAUCCAUUCACAAUAGUUGCGUGUGUGGGUUUAUCAACAUCCCCAAUGGAAAAUUUGUUCAUCAUACUGACAAUUUAUGGGGCCUGUACACGAGUAGUUCCUCUAGCAGCUCUUGGAUGGGCUAUGGCAAGUCAUUUGUCUCUUUAUCCAGCAAUUCUAAUUAUUCCGGUGAUUCUUUUAUUGGGAUAUGGUCUAGAUGCUCCUCCUCGGAAGUUGUUCCUGCAGAAGGGAUUUUAUAAAAUUGGAGACAACAGCUCAAGCAAUAUACAUUGUGAACAAGAGAAAAUGAUCAACCAAUCAAAGCCACGCAUUAUUUUUUCAUGGAGACCAGUCAUGCUUUUCUUUUUCUGGACAACUCUGUGGUCACUCUAUUUGUUGGUUCUAUGUGGCAUGUCUGUCAAGCAGUAUAGUAGCCUGUGGGAGAUGUUUCAAAGAACGUAUGGUUUCAUUCUUAUUGUGGAAGAUAUGUCACCAGAUAUAGCUGUUCUAUGGUAUUUCUUUGCUGAAGUUUUUGAUUUCUUCAGAAAUUUCUUUUUGAUAGUUUUUCAUAUGAAUAUUUUAUUUAUGAUAUUGCCAUUAGCCAUAAGGCCAAGCCACUGGCCCUGCUUCUUCGCUUUUGUCUACAUUGCUAUCUCAUCAAUGCUUAAAUCGUAUCCAUCAGUUGGAGAUUCAGCUCUAUACUUAGGUUUACUGGUUUUGUUUCUUGAUGAAUUAGCAGAUAUGCAGUUCUCUUUCUUCAUCUUUUGUGGAUAUGUUGGGGUUUCCCUUCUUAGCCCUGUGAUGCACAACCUAUGGAUUUGGAGGGGCACUGGCAAUGCAAACUUCUACUUUGCAACUGCAAUCGCUUAUGCUUGCUUGCAGAUAUAUACAAAGAUUCGCUUAGCUCAGCUCAAAAGUUUUUAUAAUGGAACAAAGAUUUGCUUAGGACUUGAAAUCUUGAUUAUUUUGGUGGUUGAGAGUGUUAGUGCCAUGCUUAACCAUGACAGGAAGCUAAGAAAGCUAUCUGUCGCAAAUCUUCUAGAUGGGAAAUCUUAAUCACUUACUGAAACCUGGAUACUUUUCUUCUGAUGUGGCAUGUCUUGGCCCUUGAAUGUUCAAACCCCAAGAAAACUUUGCUGGUAAGGAGAUUUUCUUUUGUUUCAUCCUGUUGCACAUAUUCUGGAGAGGCUUGGUUUUGGAUGAGAAGAUAAACACGCUGCAUUGAACAACAUAUAUUGGAAGUCAUUUUAUUUUUUUAAUGAGUUUUCUAAUUACAGCCUGUUGUAGUUUCUGUUGUACACCGAGACAGGAUUUGUUGUAUGCAUCUGUAAUAUGCUGAACUCUGUUGAAAUACAUUGUAAUUUGUCAAGUUUUGGCCGAGUAAUUAUUUAGUGAAAAGGGACAUCCUCCUCUAAUGGCCUUGUGGCAUCCAA